Molecule: messenger RNA, 1948 nt
Organism: Rhizophagus irregularis DAOM 181602=DAOM 197198
Lineage: Eukaryota; Fungi; Glomeromycota; Glomeromycetes; Glomerales; Glomeraceae
Source: RefSeq, a predicted model, not a curated record
AUAAAAAAAAAAUUUAAUUUUUUUUUUAAAAAAAAAGUCUUUUUUUCUCGUUAUCGUUAACCCGCAAUAAUAAUAAUAAAUUUUAUAUUCAUCAUGUCAUAUAAUACCGAAACUAAUGAAUGGGUUAAUUGGGUUGAGGAAGCUAUUUCUAAGAAGCGUAUUGUACAUUACGAAUAUGAAUAUUUUAGGAAUAUUAAAGAAAUUGGUACCAGUGACCUUGGGAAAGUUUAUCGUGCAAAUUGGAAAAAUAAUUUUCAAUUUUUUGGAUUGAAAUCUCUUUCUAAUAUUAAUGAUAAUGCCAUUAAAGAAAUUAUUAAUGAGCUUGAACUUUAUCGUAAAAUUGAUUCUCAUGAAAAUAUUAUUAAUUUUUACGGGAUCACCAUUGCGGAUCAAGAAAUAUUUAUUGGUAAUGGAUUAUAUUGAAGGUGAAACUCUUGAAGAAUAUUUAAAGGAAAAUUUUCAUAAUCUCACAUGGAGAAAAAAAUCCGAUUUAGCGUACCAAUUGGCUCGCGUUGUUUCGUACUUGCAUCACAAAGGAAUCACACACCGUGACCUGAAUUCUGGUAAUAUAAUAGUUUAUCAAAAUACCGUCAAGAUAGCUGAUUUUGGGUUGUCAAAACGAAUUAAGGAAGCGACAUCUAAGAAGAAAAUAGAUUUAUUCGGCGUAAUUCCUUAUAUUGAUCCAAAAAGAUUCGACAAACAAUUGUAUCCAUUAGAUGAAAAAAAAAGUGAUGUAUACAGUGUUGGAGUGCUCUUAUGGGAAAUAUCAAGCGGAAAGCCUCCCUUUUAUGUAGAAGGUCAACCAUAUAAUAAUAAUUUGGCUGUAAAAAUUUUACAAGGUUACAGAGAACCAAUUGUUCCUGAUACUCCUGCAGAUUAUGUUAAACUAUAUACUGAAUGUUGGGACGGCGAACCAGAUAAUCGACCAUCUAUGAACAAUGUUGUUAAUAGAUUAAGAAUAAUUAAUUUACAAUCAGGUGCGAGGAAAACGAGUGUAAAUAACCAAUUAACGAAUGAACGUACGAAUUUAAACGGAAACGAAAAUUCAUCAAAUAAUAUAUCAUAUCAAAUUAUUGUUAAUAAAACAACAGAAUACAUAUUUGAGACGAUAAAUAAAGGAUUAUUAGGAAAACUUCAUAUUCUUGAUUAUUUUAAAAAUAAUAAUAUCAAUUCACAAGAAAUUUAUGAUUGGUUAAUAAAUAAUCAGGAGAAUUCAAAUUCGAAUUUUUUAUUGGGAUAUUUUAAUUAUUAUGGAGUUGCAACGAAUGAAAAUCAUGAAGUUGCAUUUAAAUUAUUUUUAAAAGCGUCAGAAAAAGAUCAUAUAUUAGCACAAUCUUAUGUUGGUAAAUUUUAUCAAUAUGGAUUAGGAACAACAAAAAAUGAGAAAUUAGCUUUUGAAUAUUUUGAAAAAUUGGCAUAUAGGAAUUAUGCUAUAGGACAAGUAGAUAUUGGAUAUUGUUAUAGUCAAGGCGUAGGUACGGGAAAAGAUUCAAAUAAGGCCGUUUUUUGGUAUGAAAAGGCUGUAAAAAAUAAAAGUAUAGUAGCCAUGAGUAAUCUGGGUACUAAAUAUAAAAAUGGGGAAGGAAUUAUUAGAGAUGAUAAAAAAGCUUUUGAAUUGUUUAAAAAAUCAGCUGAAGGAGGUUAUUUAUACGGAAUGAAAAUGUUGGCAUAUUGUUAUGAUAAUGGAAUUGGAACAAAUAUCGAUAAGCAAAAAGCAACUGAAAUACAUCAAAAGAUUAUGAAUAAGAAAAAAAAUGAAUCUUCUGACGAGUUAACUCGUAAGUCAAAACGAGUCAAAGUUUAAUAUAAAUAUAAAAUAAUAUGAAAAUAUAUUUGAUAUUUUAUUAUGAUAAGUUUUUUACGUUAUUUACGUUAUUUACGAAUAUUAAGUUCAAAAUAUUUAAUAAUAAAAAGAAGUAAAAAAAAAAAAUAUUAAAAUAAUAAAAUU